AAAAGGUAUUCGGUAGGAACUGAACCUGUGAGAGAAGCGGCGAAAUUCUGGGUGUCUUUCUAUGAGCAAGCUGCUCAAAUUCGUAUCCCAACUUACGAAGAUUAUGAGACUGUACAUGAAGAGGGAUCGUCGCAGCAGAAAGAAUCCGAGCCAUCGGAACCUAGUCCAUCACAGGCUGCAACAAGUUCGAUUUUAUACGAUGAGCAGGAUGACAGUGGUCACAAUCUAGCUUCCGCCGAGAGUUCCUUCGCUCCAGGUCAAGCAGCCUUCUCUUCGACACCUGCUGCCAAUCGACUCGCGCAUGCUGAAUCCGAUGAUUCGUCCUGGUCUGCAUCUUUAGAAUCUCCGCUCGUCAGACUUGACAGAGAACUCAGAACCUUCUCCCAAGACGCCAACGAGACUGAGUCUAGCAUCGUAUCUAGUACGCCUACGCCUACGAAACCA
Messenger RNA from Lentinula edodes (shiitake mushroom), 444 nucleotides. RefSeq lists its product as uncharacterized. Gene Ontology annotation, biological process: attachment of spindle microtubules to kinetochore. Lineage: Eukaryota; Fungi; Basidiomycota; Agaricomycetes; Agaricales; Omphalotaceae. Gene Ontology annotation, cellular component: mitotic spindle; DASH complex; mitotic spindle pole body. The annotation marks the transcript as partial. The record is from RefSeq and is a predicted model, not a curated record. The transcript has 2 exons.